Messenger RNA from Ahaetulla prasina, 11113 nucleotides. RefSeq names its product CDC42 effector protein 4 (gene CDC42EP4). The record is from RefSeq and is a predicted model, not a curated record. Lineage: Eukaryota; Metazoa; Chordata; Lepidosauria; Squamata; Colubridae. The coding region runs from base 341 to 1366 and encodes 341 amino acids. The transcript is spliced from 3 exons.
AAAACAGGCUCCCAAGUUCUGUUUUCGGCUGUGAAAGCCUCUUGCAACCCUCUGCCAGUGAAAAGGGAGCUCGAGAGGGCCGUGUGCUGCCCUCCAGAGCUCAGUUUUUGCUGGCAGAGGCACCACGGGCCAGUCCUUGGCUGUUUCCAGGGCAGCUCCGUGGGCCAGAUCUACGCACCCAGUGGGCUGGAUCCAGCCCCUGGGCCUUGAGUUUGACACUCCUGGCUUACAGUUUUAGGCUUGGAGUAUUAGAAGGCCAAAAGAAGCUUGAGGACUUCCUGAGGGACUACAGAAAUAUUCUUUGAUCUACGUGUAAUCCAAGUUCACACUUCUCACAAAAAUGCCUAUAUUGAAACAGCUGGUGACAAACUCUGCUAAUCCUAAACGCCGGUCUCGGGCUGAUCUGACAACUGAGAUGAUCAGCGCUCCUCUUGGCGAUUUCCGUCACACCAUGCAUGUGGGUCGGGCUGGGGACGCCUUUGGAGACACCUCCUUCCUCACUAGCAAGGGUGGGGAGGGAGAACAGGAAGCUACAGAGGAGACUGGCUCCUUCUCGAAGCCUGGCCUGCUCUCACGGAGGUUUCGCAGCAGCAAGAGGUCUCAUUCUGUGACACGUGGUGACCGGCGGGACAUGCUGGGGUCUCUGAGGGAUUCAGCGAUUUUUGUGAAGAAUGCAGUAUCCCUACCCCAACUCACGGAGAAGGAAGCAGACAAGAGCGGCAGGAAGCAGCUACCCAAGAGCCUCUCCUCCAGCCCUGUGAAGAAAGGCCCCGAGGAGAACAUCCUCGAAGAGAAACACACAAAUGGCGCUGCUGAAGUCCUCAACUCCAAACCCCACAGUCCUGGCUUGGAAGAGCGUGCUUUUGGGGAUGUGACUGAUUUGCCUUUAGUCAUCCCCAAGGACAGCUACGGCAUGAAGCAUGCCGAGUCCAUCCUUUCUUUCCAUAUUGAUCUGGGGCCUUCCAUGUUAGGGGACGUCUUGAGCAUUAUGGAUAAGGACUUGUGGGAACAAGAGGACUCUGGUUAUCAUGGAGCGGAGGAUCCCCAAAGAGCAGCUGGCUCCACAGAGGCAUCAGCAGCCCGGUGGUUCAGCCACGAAAGCAACCUUGUCCUGGAUUCUGUGAUUCAAAACGAUGGCCACCGAGUCGUCACUUACAGUCCUGGAUCGGCUCGCAGCAUCACCAGUCGUACGACAAUAGACAGCAGUUCGGUCUCCAGCUGUGUGUCCAUGGGGGAAGAACAGCGAAACCUCGCCUCUAAAGGACCCAGCCACAGCCUUCCAGGUAAUGGGAGGCACAACCUUGUAAAACAGCCAGAGAAAGAGUUCUCUUUCAUGGAUGAAGAAGAUGAUGAGAUAAGAGUAUAAAAAAGCCGUAUACUCCCUUUGAGUUGAAGGAGAAAAUGCAGUUGAAUCUGGAAUAAACAGCACGAUAGGAAGAGAAAAAAAACAAGUGUUAAAUGCUUUCGCCUGCCUUCUUAGGCUGCAGAUUUCAUCAUGAUUAUUUUCUUAAACAGGCUGCUGGAAAGUUGUUUGUUUUUUUUUCCCCUUCCCUCCCCAUUUGGGGUUAUUGCAAGGGUCAAGUUGGAAAUCAUAUAUAAAUGAUGUUCUGUAUAUUUAAAAUAAUUGAUUCCUAUGUUCAUAGGGAUGCCUAAAGUAGGUUGCUAGGAGAUAUUUGGGAAAAAAUGUUUCUAGGCACAAAUCUGACAUAUUCAAACUUCUUUAGAAAAGGGUAGCUCUUGGUUUACUUAUCUACAAGCCUGUUUAAAGCAAUACAGAGCUGAAUAUUAGGACAAAGCUCAAAAGCACUAGUUUCUCUAUUAAUACGUAAAUAUAUAUUUUGUUUUCCUUUACCUUUAUACUAGUGCUUGUAAGAUUUCUUUUUCUUUUGUAUUUCCAAGGAGAAUUCCUUUCUGGACCUUGCAGUAGUCUGCAGGUUGUUAUAUGUUUGCAGAAAGGGAAUAAAAACAGGAGUUUGAAAUAAUCAGAUCUUUCAAAUCUACAUAUUUGGAUGCUAAAUAAUUUUCUCCUUGUGGGCAGACCUCUGGAAGUAUUUAUCAACUUUGGAAAUCUCCUCAUAUUUCUUUUUUUAAAAACCACAUGGCAGAAGUCUUUGAAAAACAGAUUGAGAAGAACCAUGCCUCUUAUGUCUGCCGUCUACAGCAGGACCAUCUCUUAGUUCUUGAGGAAACCAGAGGUGGAAAGAAUAAAAAUGAUAACCUAGCUUGAAACAGACUUCCCCAUUUCUAAAAUUUGUCACACAUUUUAGAGUGACCACGCGGCUCUUUCUAGGAAAGCAGUCUUGGAGAUGCAUAAAGCUGCUGAGAGAAGAAUAGCCAACAAGGCUGGUCAGCCUGGCUACCCAUUACUUAUUAACUUAUUUUCCUCUUCAGGAUUUUCCUUUGGGUAAGCAGACGUCCUAAGAUGUCCUAAGAACUGUUAGUCUGUUUCAUUAGAUCAACCCACCCAGGAUACGGGGGACAGGAGAGAGACAAUUGGAUGAAUGCUACUGACUUGCAUGUCUUCAGAUGUAAAUGUAAGCCCCCCCCCCCCCGCCCCAAGUAACCUAACCAGAUAGGGCUUCAUUCUUUCUUACUUUUUUUUGUUUCUUUAGAAUGUAUCAGCAGAGCUGACCGAAGCACAAAAAGCUUAGCAUUUGUCAUUCCAGGAACAAUGGAGAAGGGCAGUGCUGAGUUCCUUCCCUUUGAAACUGUUUUCAGUUAAUUACCUUCCCCGCAUCUUUAGGAGGUGCUCCUAACAUUCCUGUCUCAAAGAUGGAUUUUAUUUAGGGUUUUUGGGUGGGGGUAUUUUUCUUUUUUGGCCUUUACAUUUUGCUGGGCAUUAAACACUAAAUUGCUUUCUUAUUUUUUUAGAUAUUUUUAAUUAUAUAUAUAUAUAUAUAUAUAUAUAUCUUAGAUUGGCCCAGUCCUUUCGGAGAAAGAAUAUUCCUUGGUUGUGACUUUCUUGUGUAUGUACAUGGUAUUUGUUCCAUGCAUCUGAUGGGAUUUUUUUAAAAAAACAACAACACAGAAAUGUUUGUUUUCAAAUGCAAGGAAAUUAAACUAUAGUGAGGAAAACAAUCAUUUUAAAUGUGGAUUUUUUUAUGUGCUUAGGGGUAAAGGAUCGAAAGGAGACAGCAGCCACAUGAUUCAAUAUUCUCAUUAUAUAAAAUUGGCUAGUUAAAAACACCCGAAUGGCAUAAGAUGUAAAGUGCAGUGGUACAUUUUUCUGACCUUUGUUGUGGAAAAAGAACAAUUCCUACAACCUUAUCGUUUCCAUAAUUUUUUAACCAGAUAAUUUAAAUAGAACUUUCAUCAUUAGCCAAGUGGGCUAGGACUGAGAGGAACCAGAGGUUAAACAAAAUCUGGAAGGCCAUCCCUGUUCUGUGAUGUUAAGCUUUUUCUUCUUUUCAUAUCCUCUUUACCUUGUUUACUUCAUUCUGGCUGUAGUUGUCUAUCAGCUUGAUCAGAAUCUUUGCUGUUGAGGAUAACACAACAAAAAGCAACAAAAGCUUUGCUUCAUUAUGUCACUUAUAUGUACUUUGGCCUCGUAUUCAUAUCCUGCCUCCAUUCAGCAAUAGUUCACGGAAGUAGUUUUCCCACAAACCCCCAAGCAGCAUUGGGAGUUGGGAUGGGAAUCGUAAUCCAAAACAUUGACUGGAUAUAAGGUUCUAGCAAUAUUACACUGAGCAAGGUAUAUCCCUGUCUGGAACUUUGAAUGGUUUGAAUCCCAAUAGCUAAUAAAACAUUACUUCCUCCUCUUUUGGAGGAAUAUAUGGAAGCCUAUAAGAACUGCCAAAUCAAAUACAUGCUGAUGACAGUGAACCAAGAUCUAUAUAUAAUUUUUGCUAUCUGUCAGUAGUUGCAAUCUAUAAAGCAUUUGAACCUCACAGCAAGUUACUGUAACUCACUGGUAGACCAUAAACUACACCUCUUCCAAAAUUUCAAGGUAUAAACAAGCAACUACCCACUCUCUUCCCCCCACCCACCCACCCACCCCCCGCACACUUUGAACUGAUAAUGUUACCUAGUUGGGUAAUAAAACAUCUGCAAAUAAACAAGCUUAGAGAGCACCAAGACCUCCAUAGUUCAACCUUGAACUCUUGUAUCGAGACCAACAGAAUUUCAAUAUUCAGUUUGGUGAGCCACAAUUUUGCCUGCCUGCCGUGAUCUAAGACCACAGUAAACUGAAACAUGAGACAAUAGCAUUCUUUUCAGGGACACCAACAUUUUAUUGCUUGCAAGUUAUUCUCUUUUUCCCUUUGUUCUAUAAGCUGCUCAAAAAAUCCCCCUUCUAACUAUAGAGCCGUCCAAAGAAUCACGGCUCCUCCUCUCCACUAAAUGGUAUCAACGCAUACCUAUUUUUUAUAUUAAAACAUAUGUUUUGUUUAUACCAGCAGAUGGCAGUGGUUUAUAAAAUGGUAUCUUAUCCACCUGCAGCUAUUUCUACUCCAGCCUUGACCUUAACUGCCUGAGGUGCAAUCCUCCAAUUCUUGUACAAGCUGCCUUAAUCUAUAAAGCCUCUCACAGUGCUCAAGGCACAACACAAUGGGAAUGUGGGAGGUCCUGACUGACCCUGUUCUCUAGGGAAGGUCAAACCUGAUCUCUGUGUUCCUCUUGACACUUGAGUGACAACAUGAUGUUGCCAUAGCAAGGCUAAUAGUUGGGUUUCAGUGAUUGGAGCCACUAGAAAUGUGGCUUGUCUCAGACUUUCCUUGGGGUGUAGUUGGUUUACAAUGGCCUGAGAUCUUUAUGCAAACAAGUUUUGAAUCGGUUCUAAUUUGAGUAUAAUGCAAAUGACAGGGAAAGAGAAUGGCCUAUAUCUGGUAUGUGUAAAUGUAGCUUAGGAGUGAUAAUAGACUGAUUUGUAAAGAGAAAAUGUCAAAUGAUAUCAAGGCUGUACUGUAUCUCCACUCUUCCAAUGUGCCAGAGUCAGCUCCCUGUUGUGUAAGCAAAUACAUAAGCAGACAAUGCAGGAUCUAUCUGAUGCUUAAUCCUCAUUACAACAGAAAUGCUAGUCUGGGACACUGAUCCAUUGUUUUAGGAACAAAUAAAAGAAGCCUCUGGUUAGGGAAAGCCUUUAUAAACUACUGAAUGAAGAUUUGAUCUGCUGUUUCCUAAGUAGCCAAUACGACAGGGUAUGUCUGCACCUUCAGAUAAAGGGGAAGUCUUCUACUGUAAUCUUCAAACUGUGAAGAAAGCAAAAUUACACACUGUAUGCCCCUUUGGAAUCUUAUGUAAGCUCCUAUAUAUAUUAGGCUAGAUCAGAGGUGUCAAACUGGUGGUCUGUGGGAUGUGUCAUGCGCAGGCCAUGCCCACCCCAGCUCUGUGGAUGGGAAAAACAUCGCAAAACAUCACAUGAUGGCAACGUGACACGGCGAGUUUGACACCCGUGGGUUAGACGAUCAUUUUUGAUUAGCAUGCAACACAUAAUUUUCUUAUUUAAGGCAUUAGAUAAAUGGUAUGUGCUCUUUUCAGUUGUAUUUUUGCAGGUCGAUCAUCUGAGAUCAACAUAAUUGUUCACAGGCUUUCAACUUUGUUAAUUGAUUAAAAUCCUAUUUCUUCAAAUAAUGUUUCUGUUGUGAUAGUGGUGAAGCUGCUGUCAAGAAGUUAAGGACCUUGACUAGGCAGUAUUUUACAAGCAUUUUGAAUACUGUUGUCAAGCGCAAACAACCAGACCCACACUUGAAGAGUUCAAACUACUUUAUUCUUCUAUGCCUAUUUCACAGGAAUCUUCCCAGACUGGCAGCUUUCACUUUGAAAAGACUAGACUAGGCUCAAAAACAUUCAAAGGAUUGUCAGACCUUGCCUUCUGACUAAUUCCAGACUGAUUUCCUGCUUGAUCCCUCCUCCAUACUGGAAAGGUUGCUUUCCAGUAACUGUAAAUGUUUGUAAAAGACUUGUCACAAAUAAAGCAAUAGAAAAGAUAAUUUCCAUAAUUUGUCUCUCUCAACUUCAUACGACAUAUAAAUAAACUGGGAAAGAAUUAUUAGAGAAGUAAAGAUUGGCAGAAACAAGUAACAACUUUUGCCCUUACCCCAACAUUGUGCUCAAGUUUAAUUACAUACUUCUGAUUCAAAUGUUUAUGGGUUCUAUACUUAUGAAGAAAGUAUCCUCCACACAUACAAUUAUGCCUCUCCUCAAAUUGUCCAGUGGCAAAAUUCCUCUUGCCUUUCAUGGGGGGAUGAGGUACCGGAGGUAAAUCAAAUAAGUGAAAUGUGUUUCCAUCAUUCAUUACAAUUUGUUUAGCUCAAUUCAGAGCGGGCCCUUUGUCAUCUAACUGCCAUUUAUGAAAUUUGGGAAUUCUGAAGGAAAAUGCACAGAACUAUCCAAUUUUAGAAACCUUACUUUGGCUUGGGAGACAAGAUGAUCUUUAAGCUCAAAGUAGUCUAACCAAUGUUUGUAUCUAAAGGGUUGGGGUUGAUAAAAUAUUGCAAUCUUCAAUCUCAUUCUUGCCACCUUCACACCAACAUUUGUUUGAUGCAAAGGUUAUACUAGUCAAAGUUUCUAAUCCUGGAAAAUAGAAGUCUAGAGUUUCCUAUGUCACCAAUAAGAAAGUAUAAGAAAAUAAAAUUUGAUGCUACUCGUCUGUUCUACUUCCACCAUUCACUAGCACUUUGGGGGACACCAGAAUACAUUAAAGACAUUGAGGUGGUGGGGGAGAAGAAAUGCAUACAAUUCCCUAGUUCUUGUGAAAGACCAUGCAUGCCACCUGAGAAGUCUGACAAUUUCAAGCUGUUGAAGAAGGCUUCUCUCUUGCCCUUGUUAUGUCACCAAAAAAACCCACAAAACCCUACUGUAGGAAUGAAUAGCAACAACAGAGAGAUUUAUUAUUGAUUGUAGGUUUGUACAUUACAAUAAACCAUUAAAUGUGUGUAAUUGGCUUUAGCUCAGCACUGUUAUUUCAGCCCCCACAUUUUGCAAACUGUCUUUACACCUUACCCUAUGUCAACUAGGCCACAAUGGUUAUAUUUAACUGACAAUAAGUAAAAUAAAUGAUCUGAAGAUCUGGGUUUAGAAUUUCCCAAGUCAGAUAUGUUUCUUUUAAGAAUUCUUACAGUAUUUUCAUACCUGGAAAUGUGGUCCUUGGCUGAUAGCAAACAAAAUGAAUUGUCAGAAAAACACCAAAAACAUUCACUAUGUCAUCUACUAUUUUCAUUUGAUAUCACCAAUUUGAUAUACUUGCUAAGUAGAUAAGUUAUUUGAACCAUACUCUGGGCUAAGCAGUCCAAAAGGAAAAGAGCCAUAUCAAGUGUAUGAACAAGAAGAUAAAUGCUUUUGCAAAAGUAGGCACAUCUGAUCAAUUUUUAAGACUGCUGUCCAACCUAGUACUAGAGUAUGUUGUGCUGAUGAAAUUAUUUUAUGUAAACAUUUUAAGCACAAAUAGUAUUAGUUAUAUAAUAAAAGUUAAAUAAAUUGAGAUGCAAAAAAUUAUAAAUUCAAUGGUUAAAAUAUAUUCAAUACCAGUAAUUUUUAAUCUCUCCUAUUGAAAUUCUGAUAAGCUGUGAUCAGACCAUUUAUUAGUAUUAUUUACAGUAUUGCAAAAGGCAUAUAAAGAUAUAAGAGAUCAAUUUCAUUGGUUGGUUUUGCUCUAAUUUGACAACGGAUUUUAGAACACCAAAUAAUAUUAAUUUAUAUAUAUAUAUAUAUAUGCGUACUCUCUGGAAACUAAUACUGUGGGGGUAAGAUACCCCUAACACCUCUCGGUGUGUUUGUGUGUGUGUUCCACCAUAACUGGAACACCUUGAGCAAUUUUAACCAAACUUGGUACACAGAUGACUUACUCUCUGGAAAAAAAUACUGUGGGAGUAAGACACCCCUAACACCCUUCAGGGUGUGUGUGUCUGUGUCCCUGUGAGUUCCAGCAUAACUCUGGAACGCCUCAAGCAAUUUCAACCAAACUUGGUACACAGAUGACUUACCCUCUGGAGACAAACACUGUAGCGGUAAGACACCCCUAAUAUCCCUCCAGGUGUGUACGUGUGUGUGUGUGUUCCAAUAUAUCUCUGGAACACCUUGAGCAAUUUCAACCAAACUUGGUACACAGAUGAAUUACUCUCUGGAAAAAAAUACCACAAGGGGGGUCAUGUGCACAUGUGGGAGGCAGGGGGUAUUAGGAUGAAAAAAUACCCGGGCAGUGCCAGGUCAUCAGCUAGUAUUAGAUAAGCAAAAAGAAUUAAGCAAAAAAUGCUAUUUUUUGCUGGGGGGUUUCUAGAGAUUUUUAUUUCAUCUUUUAGCAAGGUCCAUCCUCCUCAUUCAAAACUGAACAUUGAUUUUUAAUAGUUUCCAUUUAUAAAUUGCAUGUCAUAUGAUUUCAGUGUAGUCACUGUAAUACAGUGCUUCUCAAAUAGUGGGGCGCGCCCCCCAGGGGGGGUGCGAGGCUCCGUAAAGGGGGGCACGUUUGACCUCGGCAAACACUGUCGUAACAAGCUAAGCCCCGUAUUUACAGUCGCGCGGGGGGCGCGAAAAAUGUUUUCUUCUUCCUAGAGGGGCAUGACAGAAAAUAAUUGAGAAGCACUGCUGUAAUACCACCUGUGAACAUCUAACUUCUUAGAAAUGUAAAACUAAGAUAUUCUGAAAUAAACAGAGGUAUAAAUAAUGACAUAGGUUUUUGGCUCAUAGGAUUUACAUACUGCUUGCUUAACAUCUAGAAAUAAUUUCUUUCCACAGAUAAUUAGCUAAUGACCUAUGAAUUCUAGCUAUUGUGGCUAUGAAAAUGGAAGAGUAAUGUCACUACUGUCUGUCUAGAACAGGGAUGACCAAUCUUGGCCACUUUAAGAAUUGUAGACUUAAACUCCUAGAAUUCCCCAGCCAGCAAUUCUUUCCAAGGUUGGAUACUCCUAUCUAGAGAGUUCUAGAAAAAACUUCUCCCACACAACUAACCUCCCAUUCUUGAGCUAGUAGUUUUUCAGAAGCCCUUCUUUCCAAUGAAAUGUAGGCUUAUUAAAUCUUCAAUAUUUUAGCCUUUGUUCAUCUGCUGUUAAAGAAGCUAAUACUGUAUCAUACAAGCCAACCAGCAUUUGGGAAAGGGAUGUGCUUUAAGAGAUUCUAUUUUAUUUGUACAAUUUAGGAACAUGACAGAAAAUCUGUUACUGUACAGAAAUAUGUACUCAAUGUCAAGGUAUGUAAUUAUGGUAAUUGCACUAGUAAGAGCCUUCAUGUUUGAUUGCUACAACUGAAACUGCUACUUUAAAUGUGAGUUCAUGAAGCAUGAAAUAUAUAUUUCAAGAUCAAUAGAUCCUAAGUUGUUGGAAAGCAACCAUCCUGGUUGAAAGGAGGGCUCAAGUGGGAAAUUAAUCUGGAAUCAUAUAAACAUAAGUCUGACCCCCCCACCCACCCCCACAAUGCUUCUGAGCCUUAUUUAGUCUUUCCCAAGUGAAAGCUACUAGUCUGGGUAGAUUCCUGUGACAUAGGCAUAGAACAAAGUAGUUUCUUUGAAUUGUACAAGUGGGGAAGGUGUCUGGUUGUUUGUGCCUGACGUAAGUGCACAGAUGAGUGAUUUUCUCUUGCAAUAGAAGUUAACUGGCACUGCAAUCUUCUGCUUUAAGUUAGACUCAGACCAACCAUACCCAGAUACAUCCUCUGGCACUUCCUACCUUACUAUAGGUAGUCCUUGACUUACAACCACAGCUGAGCCCAAAAUUUCUGUUGUUAAGCAAGACAGCUGUUAAGUGAGUUUUGCCUCAUCUUUUGACCUUUCUGGCCUCAGUUAAGUGAUUUAUGGAGGUUGAUAACAUAGUUAUUAAGUGAAUCUGGCUUCCCCAUUGACUUUGCUUGUCAGAAGGUUGCAAAACAUAAUCAAAUGACUCCAGGGCAUUGCAAUCAUCAUAAAUACAUGCCAGUUACCAAAUGUCCACAUAUUGAUCAUGUGACUAUGGGGAUGCUGCAACAGCCAUGUGAAAAACGUUCAUAAGUCACUUUUUUCAGUGCUGUCAUCACUUUGAACUGUCACUAAAUGAAUGGUCGGAACUUGAGGACUACCUGUACCAAACCUUGUUGAUAAAAUUAAAUAGCUGAUAUUCAGGUUACACUAUUGAUUGAAAUAAAUCUAAUCUCGUUUUUGAGAUCAACUAUAUCUAUAGUUUACUGUAAGAGAUUAGUAUGUACAAUUUGGACUAACUAAAAUACUUGGGUUUACAUUUUUUUAUCAACUGUAUCACAAUAUUUGAAUCAAAUAUGCCAAAUUAGAUGUAGGUAAUUUGAUGGUUAACAUUCUCAUUAAGUCUUCAGAGAAGAUAUCAGAAUAUCGUAUUUAGAUUAAUGUAUAUUUUAAGAGGAAUUCCAUUGCCCAUUAAUUUUAUACAGAUACAUAAUAAACGCCAUUAUAAUAAAUAGAUGCCAUAAUAUAUGUUACCUUAUGGUAAUGGCAGCUUUAAGUUGAUUUUGGCAUACUAAAGGUGCCCAGGAGUGGGACAUCGUUCUCCUCUCUCACCAGACACCUGUUCAGUAUUUCACAGAACUAUAUGCAUUGCAUUGAAUGAAAACAGCAAUAGCAGCUACAUAACACUAAGCCAAGAUUUUAACCAUGGCUUUGCAGUGACAGUCCCAAUUCUCAAAUGCUUUCCAAGGGAAGGUAGCCUAAUGUCCAUCUUGCUGCCUUUUCUUCAGCAUGCCAAUAUUUUGGGUUCUUUCUAACAUUCUAGUAUUUUCUACCACGUUCAUCGCUAUGAUAUAACUUUUGUUGCUAAUAGUGAUUUCAGUAUUUCAUCUGCAUUAUGUUUUAUGCUAGAUCAUGUUUAUCCAUGACUUUAUUACUGUGUUGAAUUUUAUUUGUUUGUGACUUUAGUCAUUUAUUUAAUAGCAUUUAUGUCCUGUCCUGCUAGAGACAACAAGCAAUUAACAUGCAAAUAAAAACUCAUAUAAAUAGCAGUAAUAGUAAUGAAACAAAGACGUGAGAAAAACAGAUUUAGAAAAAUGCACUUUAUUGAUUUUAUUAGUAAAGUUAACAAUAGAAAAUCCAAGGUUUUUUUUUUUUACAAAAACAUAAAUAACGUAAUAGUUUGCAAUUCUUUUCUAUAUGAUUGUCAUCCUGAAGAUUGAUCCAGGAAAUGUAUUGACAGCUACAUAUGAAAAAACAUUUAGCAAAGCUCUAAGAAAAAAAGCAAUUCACCUGCUG